AUGAAGUGUAAGACUAAGAAGAUUGUGAUGAAAGUAUCUAUGAAUUGCCAGAAAUGCCAACAGAAGGCGUUCAAAAUUAUUGCCGAAGCAGAUGGUGUGAGCUUUUUGGGAUUAGGAGAGGAGAGAGACAUAGUGGUGGUGAUUGGUGAAGGAGUAGACGCCUGCAACUUGGCUAAGAGCUUAAGGAAAAAGUUUAAGACUACUGACAUUAUCAGCGUCGCAGAUGUGUGA
Molecule: messenger RNA, 231 nt
Organism: Prunus dulcis (almond)
Lineage: Eukaryota; Viridiplantae; Streptophyta; Magnoliopsida; Rosales; Rosaceae
Product: heavy metal-associated isoprenylated plant protein 47
Exons: 3
Coding region: 1-231 (76 amino acids)
Molecular function (GO): metal ion binding
Source: RefSeq, a predicted model, not a curated record